This is a messenger RNA of Prunus avium (sweet cherry), 2604 nucleotides long. Lineage: Eukaryota; Viridiplantae; Streptophyta; Magnoliopsida; Rosales; Rosaceae. The record is from RefSeq and is a predicted model, not a curated record.
AUGAUCAGUGGAGGGGCACCCCUCGCCGAAACCAGCAACCGAUCCGUCAAGAACUACGUUCGUGCCGUUCGGCACCCCCAAAUCCUCAGCAUAGCGGGAGGACGCAACGACAAAAUUCGGCGACUCGGUAGGGAACCCAUCACCUUUUCUGAAGAGGAAGAAGGAGGCAUCAUCUUCCCCCACUCCGAUCCCAUGAUCAUACGAGCCGAUGUUUCAGAAUUCGAUGUGGGCCGAAUCCUCAUAGACACCGGCAGUUCGGUCAAUGUACUAUUUGCCGACGCUUUUAAUGCCCUCGGCAUAGAUCCGCAGCAUCUGAACAAAGACAUCACUCCCCUCCUAAGCUUUUCUGGUGAUGUGGUUAAACCUAUCGGCAGUGUUCAGCUCCCAUUCGCCGUCGGCACUAUCCCCAGACGAACGAUCAUCUACACUCACUUUCUGGUAGUAGAUUGCCCAACGGCAUAUAACGCCAUCAUCGGCAGAACGACGCUCACCAAAAUGAAAGCCAUGCUGUCACCACACAUGCUCCUCCUCAAGUUCCCCACACACGCUGGUGUAGGCCAAGUGCGAGGGGAUCAGUUGAGUGCACGGACAUGUUACGUUUCGGCAACAAAGGACUCGGCAAGAGCUACGCUUCACGAAGCAUACUAUGUUGCUACCAACGUGGUUGUACCGAACGGCAGGGGGGCGGACAAACCAGAUGAUCCUCGAGAUGAGGCCGUCACCCCACAAGCGCAACCCAUUGAAGAUCUAGAAUCGGUCACCCUCUCCGAAGCACAGCCCGACCGACAAGUUCGAAUCGGCACCACCUUGAGUUCGGCACUACUGGCCGAUUUCAUUGCCUUUUUGCGCGCCAAUACAGAAGUCUUCGCCUGGUCAUACAAUGACAUGCCUGGCAUCGCCCCAAGUGUCAUCAGUCAUAAGCUCAGCAUUUGUCCCACUUUCAAACCCAUCAGACAGAAAUGGCGGGCCUAUGAUGCCGAACGAUACGAAGCAAUGAGGCUAGAGGUACAGAAAAUGAAGACAAUCGGCUUCAUCCAGGAAGUCACUUACCCAAUUUGGUUGGCCAAUUCAGUCUUGGUCAAAGAAUCAAGCGGCGCCUGGAGAAUGUGUCAGGAUUAUACCGAUUUAAACAAUUCUUGCCCCAAAGAUAGUUUUCCGUUGCCCAGGAUCGAUCAAAUGGUAGACGCCACGGCAGGCCAUGAACUUCUCAGCUUUAUGGAUGCGUACUCGGGCUAUAACCAGAUAUUCAUGAGCCCUACUGAUCGCGAACAUACGGCAUUCAUCACCGACAAAGGACUUUACUGUUACAAUGCCAUGCCGUUUGGCCUGAAGAAUACUAGGGCAACAUACCAGCGCUUGGUCAACAAAAUCUUCUCUGAACUCAUCGGCACCACGAUGGAAGUUUAUGUGGACGACAUGCUGGUCAAAAGAAAAACAGCCGAUUCUCAUCUUCACAACCUCUCCCUCAUGUUCAGUGUCUUAAAGCAGUACAACAUGCGUCUCAACCCAAGCAAAUGUGCCUUCGGCGUCUCUUCAGGCAAAUUCCUUGGCUUCAUGAUCAGCCAAAGGGGCAUUGAGGCCAACCCUGAAAAAUCAAGGCAUUGCUCGACAUGUAGAUACCGAAGACGCAGAAAGAUAUUCAGAGUCUCACUGGGCGCGUCGCCGCUUUGGCCCGAUCGGUGCGCCCCAUUCUUCAAGGCCCUCAAAGGAAGCAAACGGCAGAUUGUCUGGACUACCGAAUGCGAUCGAGCCUUCCAAGAUCUUAAGGCCUACAUGAGCAGAGCACCCCUGUUAUCCACCCCUCUUCCCGGCGAAGAACUCAUCCUCUACCUCUCGGUUUCGGCAACGGCACUCAGUUCUGUGCUCAUUCGCAAGCCGAACGGCAUAGAACUCCCAAUUUUCUAUAUUAGCCAUGCCCUGCAAGAUGCUGAGCUUCGGUACCCUGAGCUCGAAAAACUCGCCUACGCUCUAGUCCUCUCAGCACGAAAGCUUCGGCCGUAUUUUCAAGCUCACAGUAUCACCGUUCUCACCAAUCAGCCUCUACGCCAAAUACUACAGAGACCCGAGACAUCCGGUCGACUAGUAAAAUGGGCCAUCGAGCUCAGCGAAUUCGACAUCCACUAUCAUCCUCGGCCUGCCGAGAAGGGUCAAGCCGUGGCUGAUUUUAUCUCCGAGAUGACCACGUCCGAAAGCGCUGAUUCGAAAUAUAUCACCCCCGGUUUGGCCUCGGGUUCAGUCGCCCAUCCGACCGAAGGAACAUUUAAUCCAUCAAUUCCCCUGUGGACUCUCUAUGUGGACGGCUCGUCGAACCGACAAGGCAGCGGGGCCGGCUUAGUACUGAAGGCCCCUGAUCAAACGACCAUCGAAUAUGCCAUCCGAUUCCAAUUCCAGGCUUCCAACAAUGAAGCCGAAUAUAAAGCUCUGUUGGCAGGCCUUCGGCUUGCCAAAGAAAUGGGUGCUCAACAACAAAAGAUAUGCAGCGACUCACAACUUGUCGUUAAUCAAGUACUGACUGAAUUCGAAGCCAAGGAUACUUCGAUGGCUGCCUAUUUGACGCAUGCCCGCCGAUUGCUCCACCACUUCACCACGUAUCAAGUUCAAUAG